CUGAGCUUCAUCUGUGGAACUUCCCGACAUUUACUUCCCAACUUUUCCCACGCAGAUUUACUAGUUUACCAGCGACGAUUAAGAAUAUAAUUCACCAAUGAAGAUCUUCUGUUGUUGUAGGCUAAUUCGUCAGAAAACUAUGUUAAUCGUCGCUGUGAACGCGUUUAAGAAACGGAGCGCUACCUGAGGGAUACACUGCAACGCAAAUGAACGAUGAGCUACUACACAACAUCUUUAUUUUAAAACAUUUCACUCUGGUCUACAGUAUGAUGAUCUGUGCUUUAUUUAUGUGUUUUUUACUCUUCAAAGGUGUGUUUGGUGCUGAAAAUACAGUGAAGACAUUAUCAGUGAUGGAGGGAGAUUCAGUCACUCUCCUUGCAGGUCUUAUUGAAACACAGAGGAUUGAUCUGAUACUGUGGACGUUUGGACCUGAAAGCACUCGUAUAGCUCAGAUCAACAGACCGAAUAAUAAGAUCUCAUAUUAUGAUGUUCUUGAUGGGAGAUUCAGAGACAGACUGAAGCUGGAUCAUCAGACUGGAUCUCUGACCAUCACAAACACCACAACUGAACAUGAUGGACUUUAUGAAUUACAGAUCUUUGGUGAAAAAGAGGUCCUACCAAAACAAUUCAGUAUUAUGGUUUAUUACGCUCGUCUGCCUGUUCCUGUCAUCAGUAGAAACUGUUCUUCAUCAUCAUCAUCAUGUUCACUGGUGUGUUCAUCAAUGGUGAAUGUGAGUCAUGUGACUCUGUCCUGGUACGCAGGAAUGAGUGUGUUGUCCAGCAUCAGUGCGUCUGAUCUCAGCAUCAGUCUCUCUCUACCUCUGGAGGUGGAAUAUCAGGAUAAAAACACCUACAGCUGUGUGCUGAACAAUCCCAUCAGCAACCAGACCACACAUCUGGACAUCAACACACUCUGCAGACACACAUGUGCAGUGGAUGGGUCAACAAUCAGAACAGGAGGUUCAUCGUUCAGUCAUAUAGUGCUGCUUAUCUGUGUUUUUGUUGGAGUACCGGGAAUUAUUUUAGCUGUUGUUGGGAUAUUCGUCAUCUACAGGAAAUAUAGAAAAACAGACCAUGUGGCAGAUGAGGGCGUUGCUGAGAAAGUUGAACUGAGGACAGUGUCGGUGACGAUUGGAGAGCCCGUCACUCUAAACACUGGCCUCACUGAAAUACAAAGCUACGAUGUGUUACAGUGGAGGUUUGGAAAAUUAGGCACAGAUGAAACAAAUCCUUUUGAAGUCGUCACCAGACUGAAUGAACUGAACAAUAGCGGUUGUCACGAUCAUAAUGGCCGAUUUCACCUGGAUCGCAAAACUGGAUAUCUCACUAUCAAUGACAUCAAACCUACAGAUAUUGGAGUUUAUAAACUAAAUGUCACCAGGAAUGGGAGAAAUAUAAUCUCCAAGAUGUUUAUGGUCCAAGAUUCCUCAGGAAGAGAAGAGGAGAAAAAUCUCUUGUCUACAGAGAGCGGUCACCCUUGAAAAUGUGUUUGAAUUAUUGUGCAUGCCUGUGAAUUUUUUUUAUUAAAUUGUAUUUUUUUAUUUUAAGGUUUAUGAAACAUGUUACCAUUAACCGUGAUCUUGUCUGUUAUGCAGAUAUUAAUUUCAUGUAUUUUUCAUGCCUGUUAAAGGAUUAUUAGGAACACCAUACUAAUACUGUGUUUGACCCUCUUUCGCCUUCAG
This is a messenger RNA of Pimephales promelas (fathead minnow), 1682 nucleotides long. RefSeq lists its product as uncharacterized. The record is from RefSeq and is a predicted model, not a curated record. NCBI's taxonomy places the organism in Eukaryota, Metazoa, Chordata, Actinopteri, Cypriniformes, Leuciscidae.